Messenger RNA from Enterobius vermicularis (human pinworm), 1758 nucleotides. The record is from the annotation of a GenBank genome assembly. Lineage: Eukaryota; Metazoa; Nematoda; Chromadorea; Rhabditida; Oxyuridae.
AUGGAUAUUGGAGAGGAGGGGGGAAAGGGGAGAGAGGCGCAGUUGUUAUGUUUUUGUGAUCCUUUGUCGUGUUUCCUCCUAGAAGUUAAGGCUGCUAAUUUAAACUCAAUCAGCAUUUUUAUCGCGAAACGUAAUGCGUUUCAUGAUAGUAUUCGACUCGAUUAUGUAGAGUUGGUAUCAGUGGCUUUCAUCGGGGGUGCGAUUGAGAUCCGCUCAGAAACAAAUAGUCAGAACAAAAAGCACAUAAUUGAAGCGAUACCAGUUUGUGUUAAUCCCUACCACUAUGAGCGAGUAGUUCCUCCUGGGAUUGGAUCUUUAGAUUUGUCAAAGCUGAAAAUUGAGCAGCGUUCGUCUCAAGAGGAUCCUCUUUCGCCUAGUCGAGAAGAUUCGCCAAAGGCACCAAUGCGACCUUCGGAUGGAAAUGAUGGGGUAGCACAAAAACUUGCUUAUGCUUCUACUUCAUACACUCCUCCAAAUGUACGACUUCCUGCCUGUACAGAUUCUCAUUCUGGACCACAGUUAAUGGAAACUCAGACCACAACGGCGUCUUGGUAUCCUGUAAUGGAUCGACCGUCGCAAAUAUCUUUGCCUCUUACGCUUCACCCUUCUUUUCAAAAUGAGGCUGGGAACGUUUCAUGUGUGCCUGGUACUGUUGACCCAAGGAGCUGUCCUGUCACCCCUCAUGAACCUGUUGUUACAACUCCGCCAGUUCUGUUCAAUCCAGGGAUGCCGUCAUUUGACGCGCUCUUGAAAGAAAAUGAACUAAUGUUUCAUCAUCAAAUUACGAUUAGAGAUUAUCCUUUAUCGGAGCUGAACAAGGUGAAGUUGGGUUCUCUUUCUAUGGAACUGCAUCUGACUAAUUCAAACCAAAUACGACCAUUGAUGCCUUCCUCAUUUCCAAAUUUUUACGGAAUGGAACCUCAGGUGGGUAUGAUGGAACUGAAAAAUAUUAGUUUAAAUGUAGACGACUUUUCGGCACAACCGCCUCCAACUCAUUGGUGUAUGAUUUCUUACCAUGAACACACUACAAAAGUCGGAAAAACUUUUUUGGCUGACACUUCUAAGGUUUUUGUUGAUGGUGGCUUCGACGAUACAAUACCCGGCCGUUUUUGUUUGAAUACUUUACCAAAUCUAGAAAGGCCUACAGUUGUAGAGAGAGUCAGAGGAUCACUCGCAAAAGGUAUUGUUUUGGAAUUAAAAGAUAAUGGAGACGUUUAUAUGCAGAACCUUCUAGAGAAGAACUCAGUAUUUGCACAGAGCAGUUUCUUAACUCUUAAUUCUCCGAACAAGGCAUCUGGAUGCGAUAUAUACAGGGUAUUACCUGCUGCUGAGUUGAAAGUCUUUGAUCUGCAGUAUUGUAUCAGUCAAUUGUUGGCUUGGAGAGACCAGCAAAUAGUGGCAAACGAUGCUGAAAAUGUACUUCAGUUAAGUGAAGAAAGCAGACGCAAAAUAUUAGACGUAGGAGUCGAUGUUCUACAGGGUUUAUGCACUGUAACAAUUUCAUUUAUCAAAGGGUUUGGAGCAGACUAUGACAGAAAAACUGUUGAAGAGUGCCCUUGCUGGAUUGAGAUUAAGAUUUGCAGGUUGUUUUCCACUCUCAAAACGUCAGUUCAUGUGAAAAAAUUACUGCUUAAAAGUCACGGAAAGGUGAAUGGAUGUUUAGUGGAUUGUUCUGGAGGGUUAGGAAUAUUGUGUCAUUUGACGGUUUCUGGUGGGAAAUCAGUACGCUCAAGUGAAGGCUGGAAAAUUUCUAACUAA